UUGUGUCACUUGGGAAAAAAAAUUAUUUGCACCGAACGGCGACGUACGAUUUUUAUUGAAAAAGCAAUCAAAGAACAUUUUCUUAAAAACUUGCAAAUUGUAGCAGACGGAACGGAGGGGAUUGUGGAAUUAUUUUUAUUAAAGCAAGAGAAGCAAAUUGCUAAGUGCCAGAGCCCAAAAUCGAAACGAAUUGGUUGCCUGCAGAAUAGAAAAACCGAUUUUCAGUGCGUGUGUGUGUGAGCAGCAACAGCGGAAAAAAUGGCAGCGAGCGAUAAAUCGGUCGACGAUUCUCUAUACCCCAUUGCGGUUUUAAUUGACGAACUCAAGAACGAAGAUGUGCAGCUUCGACUUAACUCCAUCAAGAAGCUGUCCACCAUUGCUUUGGCUCUGGGCGAGGAGCGCACACGGUCCGAGUUGAUUCCCUUCCUCACCGAGACCAUCUACGAUGAGGAUGAGGUGCUGCUGGCCUUGGCCGAUCAAUUGGGCAAUUUUACAAGUCUUGUUGGCGGACCCGAGUUCGCCAUGUACUUGAUACCGCCCCUCGAGAGUUUAGCCACAGUGGAGGAGACUGUGGUGCGGGACAAGGCCGUAGAAUCUCUGCGCACAGUGGCCGCUGAGCACAGUGCAAAGGAUCUGGAGAUUCACGUUGUACCAACUUUGCAACGUCUGGUCUCCGGUGACUGGUUCACCUCGCGCACCUCCGCAUGCGGACUCUUUUCGGUCUGCUAUCCAAGGGUCACACAGCCGGUGAAGGCCGAGUUGCGCGCCAACUUCCGCAAGCUUUGCCAAGACGAGACGCCCAUGGUGCGCCGCGCUGCUGCCAACAAGCUGGGCGAGUUCGCCAAGGUCGUGGAGACCGAGUAUCUCAAGUCUGACUUGAUUCCCAACUUUGUGCAGCUGGCUCAGGAUGAUCAGGACUCCGUUCGCCUGCUGGCUGUGGAAGCUUGUGUGAGCAUUGCCCAGUUGCUGCCCCAAGACGAUGUGGAGCACUUGGUUCUGCCCACGUUGCGUCAGUGUGCCAGUGACUCUUCUUGGAGAGUGCGCUACAUGGUGGCCGAAAAGUUUGUCGACCUGCAAAAGGCCGUGGGACCGGAGAUCACUCGCGUGGAUUUGGUGCCCGCCUUCCAGUACUUGCUCAAGGACGCUGAGGCGGAGGUUCGUGCUGCCGUGGCCACCAAAGUUAAGGACUUCUGUGCCAACCUGGACAAAGUAAACCAGGUGCAAAUCAUCCUUAGUUCCAUUCUGCCGUACGUGCGCGAUCUGGUCACAGAUCCCAAUCCACAUGUCAAGUCCGCUUUGGCCUCUGUGAUCAUGGGCUUAAGUCCGAUGCUGGGCGCCUACCAAACUGUGGAGCAGUUGCUGCCCUUGUUCCUUAUCCAACUGAAGGACGAAUGCCCCGAAGUGCGUCUGAACAUCAUCUCGAACCUAGACUGCGUGAACGAUGUCAUCGGAAUCCAGCAGCUUUCGCAGUCGCUUCUGCCCGCUAUUGUUGAGUUGGCCGAGGACUCCAAGUGGCGCGUACGUCUUGCCAUCAUUGAGUACAUGCCCGCUUUGGCCGGUCAGCUGGGUCAGGAGUUCUUUGACCAGAAGCUGCGCGGUCUCUGCAUGGGAUGGCUCAACGAUCACGUUUACGCCAUUCGUGAGGCAGCCACUCUCAACAUGAAGAAGCUGGUCGAACAAUUUGGAGCAUCCUGGGCCGAGCAGGCUAUCAUUCCCAUGAUUCUGGUUAUGUCGAGGAACAAGAACUAUUUGCACAGAAUGACCUGCUUGUUCUGCCUGAACGUUUUGGCAGAGGUCUGCGGCACAGAUAUCACCACCAAACUGCUGCUUCCCACAGUCCUCCUGCUCGCCGCCGAUCCCGUCGCCAAUGUUCGCUUCAACGUGGCUAAGACCCUGCAGAAGAUCUCCCCCUUCCUUGAGGCCAGCGUUAUCGAUGCCCAAGUUAAGCCCACACUCGACAAACUGAACGCGGACACAGAUGUGGACGUUAAGCAUUUUGCUGCACAAGCCAUUGCCGGUAUAGCAGCAGAAUUGGAACUGAGUGUCUUUAGAACGGCAGUGCCGCCUUGCUUGGGUGCAAAAAUUGAGGCAGCAAUGGACUCGAAGCUGAUCGUGGAGCCGCCUUCACAGCCGUCGGCUGAUGAUGACAUCCUAGAGGAGAUGAACGGAAAGGCAGCGGCGGCGGCAGUGGCGGAGUCGCCGAAGGUUGAAUCGGAAUGUUAGAGGAUGAGUAGCCAACCAAAAGAAGUGUGAUGUGCCUCCCGCUGUCUCCAGCCAGUUCCGCUGCGAAAUGUGUUUAAUCCCCCUCGCCAUGAAACAUAUUUACAUCUGUUUGUUUGCUCAAGAUAACAUAGCUAGAUGUCUGACUAAAGUGCGAAUGCAGUGUGGACUAAGCCAUUACCUAUACUAAUUUUGUACCAUACUUUUCUGUCUCUUUCCCGGUAUCAUCUCCACCACGUGGCCGUGUAUAUUUCCCACACUGUGUGUUCGUUUGCAAUAAUAUAUUUGUAUAAUUGUUUACAGCGUAAUCAACCUUCUUGCAUCUUUUUUAUUCUAUUUU
Messenger RNA from Drosophila ficusphila, 2560 nucleotides. RefSeq names its product serine/threonine-protein phosphatase PP2A 65 kDa regulatory subunit (gene Pp2A-29B). Bases 259 to 2223 code for a protein of 654 amino acids. NCBI's taxonomy places the organism in Eukaryota, Metazoa, Arthropoda, Insecta, Diptera, Drosophilidae. Gene Ontology annotation, molecular function: protein phosphatase regulator activity; protein binding. The transcript has 7 exons. Gene Ontology annotation, cellular component: cytoplasm; protein phosphatase type 2A complex. The record is from RefSeq and is a predicted model, not a curated record. Gene Ontology annotation, biological process: protein dephosphorylation.